AUGGUGCAGAACAAACUGUCCUCGCAGAUCGCCCAGGAGCUCAUGAUGCGCUACCGGAACCACAUGGACCCUCCUGCCAGCCACCUGACCACCGGUGGAUCAAGCGAUCUGGCCACCGACAGCGAGUACCUGCGCGAUUACUAUCGGCAGCAGAAAAAGCUGUCCGAUCAGCUGAUGAUGCAAGAGGCGCUGCAGCUGCCGAACUUUGCCCAGACAAAGUACCUCUCCGACAUCGGCUACAACAGUUGGGACAAAUCGUUCGGCGUGAAACCGCGGAGCGGAAGUGAACCGUUGUCGGUGAAAAAAUCCAAAAAGAAAAAGGCGUACGGGUUGAUGUAG
Messenger RNA from Anopheles cruzii, 339 nucleotides. RefSeq lists its product as uncharacterized. The coding region runs from base 1 to 339 and encodes 112 amino acids. The record is from RefSeq and is a predicted model, not a curated record. The transcript has a single exon. NCBI's taxonomy places the organism in Eukaryota, Metazoa, Arthropoda, Insecta, Diptera, Culicidae.